UGAUGAAAAUAAUUAAAUUCAAAUGACGUUUGUCAAGAUGAAAAAUGAACAACAACAAAAAAAACAGCGUUUGUCAGCUGUAUGUUGAUGCAAACAAAAAAAAAAAUUAGCUGUUUGGGUGGAAAUUGUUGCAUGUAAUGUACUCUAUGAACAAGAUCAAAGUUGUUGUUGUUGUUGUUAUUUUUGUGGUAGACCGACUCAUGUCAUGUGUAAACAGUGCACUGUUGUGUGUGUGUGUGUUGUCUCGUCUGUGAUCUUUCUAUCCUGUUUGCCACUGCUUUUCGAAUAUAUUUUUUUUUAAUUUUAUUCUCCUCACCCCCACACUAAUGUUUGUCGCUAUAACUCUCUCUCUCUCUACUAUAUUCUAUUCUUUUUUCGUCUAAUAAUAUUGAAUUCUGAAUGUAAAACGGCAACGACAACAGCAAUAAAGAACAUUCUACAAAUCUAGAUUUUCUGUUGUUAUUGAUUAAUUUGGAUCGAUUUGGAUGAAAUUUUCGCUUUUCAAUAUCAAUGGGGAUCAUCAAUGGAUAAAUGUCAAAUAAUCGUCAAUGUUUGUCAAUCGACAAUAAUAAUAAAAUAAUGAUGAUGAUGAUGAAAAACUUUGUCGUAUUCAAAUUUGAAAUCUACACACCAGUUUUAUUCCAUUAUCUUCAUUAGAAUUAUUUUUGAUGUUGGUGUAAUAUAUAUCGAAGAAUAUUGUUUCCAUUCUGUUUGAUUGUCCAUUUUGUGAUCAUAAUUGAAUUCUGUAUAGUGAACGAAUUUAAUUGAUCUAAUUGAAACAAUGCGUAUAUCACAACAACAACAGAAUCAGAAUAAAUCUUUGUUCAAUGUGAACAAUCAGAUUCCGAUGACACCGGCCGAAUUAUGUGAAGCGGAUGAUAUUGCCACAGCAUUGGUCGUUGAUCAAUAUCUUGGUUUUACCACACAUAAAAUGAAUACAAGAUUUCGACAACCAAAAGUACCAAAAGAUCAAUUGAAAAAGAUAAUUAUGAAAUUUAAAGAACAUCAAAAUUACGAACAAACAUUGAAGGAAAUAUUCGCUGGUGAAUGGGCACAUUCAUUAUAUGCAACAAAAAGUAUACGAAUGCAGAAAAUUAUACGGCAACAUAUCGUGAAUUUUCUUAGAAUGUUUGAUAAACAAGCUGGUUAUGAGAUACGUCCAUGUUAUCGAUAUUCAUUGGAAGGAAAAUGUGGUGCCAAAUUAUGUGCUACACAGAAAUGGCGAAAAAAUGAUAAAAUUGAACAUCUGGUCGGUUGUAUCGGGGAAUUAAGUUCGAAAGAAGAACAAGAGCUUCUAAAACCUGGUCUAAAUGAUUUUUCAGUCAUGUAUUCAUGUCGCAAGAAUUGUGCGCAAUUAUGGUUAGGUGCUGGCGCAUAUAUCAAUCAUGAUUGUCGUCCAAAUUGUAAAUUUGUUAGCACAGGGCGCUCUACAGCUUGUGUAAAAGUUCUUAGACCAAUUGAAGAAGGUGAAGAACUUACCUGCUAUUAUGGUGAUGAUUUUUUCGGUGAUAAUAAUUGUUAUUGUGAAUGUGAAACAUGUGAACGUCGUGGUGCCGGUCGUUAUGCAAAUAAAUUAAGUUCAAGCGAUCAUUCAAGUAAUAAUUCCAUUUCAUCAACCACUAAUUUAUCCACUGGACAACAAUCUGUAAAACCACCGAUGAUGACUGGACAACAAAGUUAUUCAUUACGUGAAACGGAUAAUCGUCUACGAAGACAGAUGCGUAAUCAGGAACAUAAAAAUCGUAAAUCCUCGACUGAUGAUGAUUGUUGUUCAAUGAAAAAUUCUGACUCGAAUUCACCAGUAAAUAUGGAUGAUGACGAUGAUGAUGAUGAUAAUCGAUCAAUUGAUGAUCAACCUGAUAUACGAAAUACAUCCAUUGCUGAUCAAUUAUAUGAACAGAAUAGUGAUAAUGAUAAUAACAACCAUAAUAGCGAUAAUGGUUGUGAUUUAUUGAAAAAAAAUUCAUCAUCAUCAAAAUCGAUUAUUGUGGUUGAACAAAAAUCAUCCGCAUCGAAUCGUCGGAAACGUAAAAGGCCUACAACACCAACACAAGCGAGUAAAUCAAGAAAUCGUUCAAAAAAUCCAAUUAUAAUGAAAACAAAACCUGCCAUUCAUGAUAUGAUGACAACAUCGAUUCCGAAUACUAGAUCUCAACGGUCAUCAAAUCGAUCAACUCGUUCGACCAAUUUGAUCAUAUCAUCGUCAGACAAUAAUAAUUCAACUAUAAUAAACACUAAUAAUAAUCGUAUUAAAAAUUCAAAAACUACGACAAAGGAUCAACCAUCAUCAUCGACACGUAAAACAACAACAUUGAAUCGACAAUCUACAGAAUCAUCAACGAAAAUAAAACAGCCAACAACCAAACCAAAGAUAACAAAAGUAUUGCCUGCAAUCAAUAAUGAAUCGACGUCAAUCAAUAUCAAUAAUAACACUACAUUAAGACGUUCUAGUCGUAUUAAUUCAUUGGCCAAUGUUUCGGUUGAUAUAAAUCAAAAAGAAGAUAACCAAAUUGAAUGUUGUAAUAAACCGUUGGCCACAUCUGUAUCAUCAUCAUCAUCAUCAUUGAUUGAUAAAGUUGAUAAAAAUGUCGAUUCAGUUGAUAAGAAAAUUUUAGAACCAUCACCAUCUACAUUGACAUCUUUGCCAUCAUCAUCAUCAUCAUCAUCAACAACAACAACCACCACCACCACCACCAAUGUCGAAUCAUUAUUAUCGAAUCCAUGCCCUCAGAAUGUUUUGAUAUCAUCACGAAAAUCGAUCAAAUUAACCAUUAGAGUCAAUCAACGAAAAGAUAAUGUUAUGAAUAAUUUUAAUUGUGAUAUUGUAACAACCAAAUCGAAUACUCAUUCACUAUUAUUACCAUCUUCGACUUCAAUGUUGGCCACCACUGGAACAAAAUUAUCCCAAACAUCAACAUCAACAACAAUGGCCAAGAUUGAACAAUCACCAACUAUUACACAAGCCAAUCAGAAAUUGAUCAUUUCAAGUUCUUGUAAUCAACCACAAUCACAACAACAACAACAACAACAUCAAGAAAUAAACAAAUACGAGCAACAAACAUGUUCAACAACAACAACAACAACAACAAACAUCGAUAUUAAAUAA
Dermatophagoides farinae (American house dust mite) is the source of this 3106-nucleotide messenger RNA. It is a transcript of the gene Hmt4-20, whose product is annotated as Histone methyltransferase 4-20. Lineage: Eukaryota; Metazoa; Arthropoda; Arachnida; Sarcoptiformes; Pyroglyphidae. Gene Ontology annotation, molecular function: histone H4K20 methyltransferase activity; protein binding. Gene Ontology annotation, cellular component: nucleus. The record is from RefSeq and is a predicted model, not a curated record.